AUGAAUAUUACUUUCAACGAGGAUGACGAGGAGGUCGAUGAGAUGAUGCAGUGGCAUGGAACUUCUGGCUCAUCUGAGGACUUUACUGGCACGGACUAUGAUCAAGACUAUGCGCUUUAUCACACAGGAGCAUACUCGUCCGCCGACGUGACAAGCCUUAUGAGCUCGGAAGCCUUCCAACAGGAUUCCGCAUGGAUCAACACCGGGCCCAUUAGCCAAGUGCCCGAACCUCCACAGCAACAUGCCAGCGACCUGGAUUAUAUUGAUCCGAGGUAUCACACUGCGGUCGAAAAUAUUCCUCAAACACUAGAUGAUCUAGGAAGUUCGAUUCUCACUCAAAGACCAGCGGAUGAUCUAAGGAGUGAGAGCAUUGCUCAUCCCUCGCAAGGCUUGGAUCGGACCAGGAUUGGAAUCCCAAAUUCCACCUCGUUGCCUCUGCAACCUUCACUUGAAGGUGCCAUGGACCAGGUUGUCGCAACAUACAGAGCUCUCGUGUAUAAUCAGCUAUGUAGUCCUGACCAAAUCUCACAAGGGAUGCAGGGCAUUGACACGAUCAAAAACUUCUUUCAUUCAAAGCUCCAACCUCCGAUUUCAUUAAGUGGGUCCUCGGAACGAGGCAAAAAAUUGUUUCGAUGUUGGCUAUGUGAUCCUCAGAAGGAAAGAAUAACCUUUACAACCUUCGGUACCUUUAAAAGACAUUUGGCUGGGCAUGGUAUACUCGACUGCGAGUGGCGAUGUACAGAGCCACUUUGCCUCAAGGUGCUCCACCGGCGCGAUAGGAUGCAUGACCAUCUUUUCCAAAAACACAAGAAAUUCGAUCUACUCCCGGCUGAUGUGGAAGCAACCCGAGUGAGAUAUGCCCCUCCACGCAAAUGUCCCUUUUGCGAACACGAGACAUCUUCUUGGUCUGUCUAUUUUGAUCACAUCAAGAACCACUGUCUCGUUUCUUCUGGUUCGGCGAAUGCUUCAGCCAACGGCGAUCAGUCUCGUCACGGCGACAAUAAUGGCGGGAACGGCAAUAGCAACGGCCACGGUCAUGGUAAUGGCUCUUCUUUUACCGGACCUAGCAAUUGGAACGGAGAAUCCCAGUCUAACCGAUCAAAUAACCGGACUGGGGGCACUACUUACCAUUACCCAAGCUCCGGAAGCUUCAGGAACAGGGGCAAUGCGCGUCCUGGUCCCAUCUCCCACUCUAUUUCUGACAAUCAACUCAACAGUAGCCGUCGUCAAAGCGCCGCUGAUGCCAUCGGUCAAAUUUCAAUCGACGACUCCCCUGGCUCAUCUCGUGGGUCCACAGCUCAGACCCCCAGAGCCAGCAGACAGCCCAGGAAUAUCCAACCGCCCCAAAACCCCGGGUCGUCACAGGCUGACCAUUCGACCAAGCGCAAGCGCCAGGACAAGCAAAAAAAGCCAAGAGAAGAGAAGCCCUCUAGCCCGAACAAUUGCAAACUAUGUGCUCAUGACAUGGCCAAAUGUGAAGACUGCAAAUCUAUCCAAAGAUGCCACAAAUGUGGCGACGUGCCCAGGAGUUCUAUCCAAGCUGGAUCUUCCUCGACAAUACCCGCGCAAGCUUUUCCGGAGACAUCUUCUACCAUCGUCAAUUUGAACGGGUCCUACCUUAACUCUGGAGCAUUGCCGAACUUUAUAAUGCCUCAGAACAUGGCCACUCAACUACCUUUUUACUACCAUACCAAUGAGAUAAUGCAGUUUGAUCCAGGACCAUUUGACAAUAUGACCAACACAUUCACCGAUGAUCCAUCUCCAAAUACUCGUUUUGUUGGGGUCGCAAUGGAUAUCCAAACACAACCACCUCUGCGUGGUCUUGGCGACAAGGUCCAAUACUCGCCUAUUUUUGAACGUGAUAUCAGAUUACUUCGCAGCGUUGGACUUGGCACAUUGAUUGACCCCAUCUCUGUCAAAAGACAAAUCAAACAACCUAAACCGAAAGCCUCGGGUGUCCCGGCUCCAGGCUUAUACACGGAUCUGGCUUUCAGAGACCAUGGACCUCCGCCCAUUCUACAAAUUCCCCAGCCGGAAUAUCGUUGCCAAUGUCCAUGUGUAACUGUCCCAUCUACCAACUACGAAGCCCACGCAAAGUUUCGAUUAUCGACCAACGAAAGAGUUGAGAUGACAUUCAAGAUGUCCCCGGCGCGCGAAUCCAGCCACCCCCUCCGCACCCGAGUGCAAGUCUUCGUGAAACUUUUUAGUCUUCGCUCAUCUGCGGCAAAGUCAAAAACCAAGAAUCAUAGGACUCAGCCCAUCGCAUCUGAAACUACCUCUACCUUCGACGAUGAUGCUGAAUCUACUACCGAUUCAGAGCAAAAUCUCACUCCCACGUCGCCUUCCAGCUCUGAAAUGACGCCGCCGCUCUACUGGACCGACGUGCAAGCCUGGACAUUCAGUUUUGAUGUCAAGUGGGCUAUAUUGAAACUAGCCCAGUGGACCAGUGGCAUAGAUGUCGAUAUGUGCCGAACCCAAUUCCUUUCUAAUCCUCGCUAUAUACUCGACUUGGUGUCUUUAUAUAUUUUGUGCGAGUUCCAGAUUUCUUGGCUUUUGAAGGGUAGCAACGUGCAGGAUUUCUCUUGA
Penicillium expansum is the source of this 2586-nucleotide messenger RNA. RefSeq lists its product as uncharacterized. Bases 1 to 2586 code for a protein of 861 amino acids. The transcript is spliced from 2 exons. Lineage: Eukaryota; Fungi; Ascomycota; Eurotiomycetes; Eurotiales; Aspergillaceae. The record is from RefSeq and is a predicted model, not a curated record.